Molecule: messenger RNA, 1944 nt
Organism: Lasiosphaeria miniovina
Lineage: Eukaryota; Fungi; Ascomycota; Sordariomycetes; Sordariales; Lasiosphaeriaceae
Exons: 7
Coding region: 1-1944 (647 amino acids)
Source: RefSeq, a predicted model, not a curated record
AUGCUGAACAAAGAAUGGUGUAGAAGCGACAUUGAGCGCAUCCGCCAGUCAUUCUACGGUCUUGCGACCCGGCAUUUCUUAAGCCACCUACAGAAGCCCAGGACCUUCUCACACAGCUCAUGCUCCGUCCAGAUGUGCAGCGCGGCCCAGAUCAAUACCAGCACAUACGCUCUGACCCAUGUCAAAGAUUGUGCUGGCUGUGACAUCAUCGGCAUUGAUCAAGAAGACGUCAAGUCCAUUCUCAAGAGCAGCUCGAGUGCCGACGCAUUCCCAGUCCUCCGUUUCGACUUCUCGGAAAACGGGGACGGCAAGGUGGUUCGCAUCCAUGUCGAGAUGUACAACGCCGACAAGCCUUACGUUGCUCUGUCGCAUGUCUGGGCUGAUGGCCUCGGCAACCCAAGAGAUAAUUCCUCCAUCGAGGAGAAGAAGAUUGCGCUCCAGCGAAUAGCGGCCGUCUACCGGAAUGCAGCCCAUGUACUCGUUCUCGACCAGUCCAUAUACCCGUUUCCGUCCCACGGCGAAGGCGCAACCAAGACGGCGGAAAACUGUUUACGCAUGGUGGGAUCUGCCACGUGGAUGAGGCGGCUGUGGACCCUCCAAGAGGAUGCUUUGGCCGAGUCGUUGUACUUCCAGUUCCAGGAUAGAGCAAUCAGCCUGGUUCAAGAGUCCAACAAGCUCCACGAAUUUGCGUUGCUCGACCUUCGCUACAAGCCUAUUGCCGACGACGUUUCCCUGAUGUUCGGAGUCUCUCAACUGCCACCGUCGACCGAUCCCACAUCAGAUGAAGAUGCCCAAGAGUCUCAAUGGCAAAAAAACAGGCGCUACCUAGACCAAGUCGAGACAAUUCAAACAUCACUGUACUUCCGCAGCGUGUCGGUGGCAAGCGACGAGCCCCUCUCCAUCGCCACCCUCCUCUCGCUCGACCCUAGAGUGAUGACGGAGGUGAAGUCGUGUCGACAGGAACGCAUGGCCACCGUCUGGAGGCUUUUGGCCGAGAAAUGCGGUGGCUUCUUUCUACUACGGGUCAUCUUCUACAACGACCAGCGGCUUGGACUGUCAUCGCUGCGCGGAUGGAGAUGGGCGCCCAAGACGUUGCUCCCACAGCUCGAGACGGGCUUCAGCUACGACACCGCACAAGCAGACUCGACCCCUGGGCGGAAUCUACCGCAAAGAUGGGAGUGCGCAUCGCUCUCCGGCCAUGGGCCGAGCACGAGAGCGGCCGGCUUUGGCCGUGGAACCUAUUCACGCAUGCGCGGAGAGCACAUCCAGGCCUGGACCUGGGACGAAUGGAAAAGACGCGACGCGGAGCUGCUCGAAGAGGACAAGAUGCAGCCGGUCGAAGGGGAGCGGCCCUCGCAGCCCAUCUUCAACGAGCUGUGCCGAGGCGAGCUUGCUCUGAUCAAAGACACCAAACUGUCGGGACACGUCGAGGUCUAUCUCCUCGCCCGGGUGCAGCAGCAGCCGACAACAGAGGAGGACAAGGAUGACGGGUCGCUUCACGUGCACGCCUGCCUCCCCCUGUCAGUCACGGAGAUCGCCAGCCCGAUCUGGCCGGGCUUGGACAUGCUCCGGGGCAUGGUGGAGCAGGUUUCCAGGUCGGACAUCAACAAGGAGCUGCUCGACUUCUUGUUACUGCAGGAAGGCGAGCGCGAUCCUGACCCGAAAGUGGAUGGAGAGUACAAGCGAAUCGAGCAGGGUCUGCGGGCCGAGAUGCAGCGCGUCGCUACGGACACACUGGAGAGAGAUACGGACAAGCAUCUUGCGUGGGUUGCGGACGAAUUCAUCGGCGAAAACAAGCGAGGCGAUAUCUGGAAGGCCAUGGUCCUCCUCACGCCGUACGAAAUUUCCGUCAAGAGCCUUCCGGAUGACCAGGUUUGGGUUGGUGAUGGGCCUGUUGUCGGGGACGGACUGUGCCAUGAAGCCUGCUGCAGCAGCUCAUCGUGA